AUGGACGCCAAUAAGCCACUUCUGUGCUUCUCCGGAACACUCCUGGCCAAUUCAUCUGUCAGGGAGAGCUCGGAACUGCAACUCCGCCACCUUUCGAGGCAGCCAGGCUUUUUGGGAGCCUGUUUAGAUAUCAUGGCAGCUUCCGAAGUUCCUCAAGACAUCCGGAAGGCCGCUGCUGUGUACUUUAAGAACAGAGUGUUGCGUCAUUGGAAUACUCGUGGCGAUUCAAUUGAUGAGGGCGAAAAACCUGUCAUCAAAGACCGCUUGGUUCCUGUCUUAUCUACGGUUGACCACCAGACCAGACAUCAGUUGAUUCCCGUACUUCGAGUGCUUGUCGGCUCUGAUUAUGAUGGCAAAUGGCCCGCUUUGAUCGUUCAGACUGGCGAAUUAUUGCAGCAGCUGGAUAACACGCUGGCGUUGUACACGGGAGUCUUGUGUUUUUCCGAGAUUGCCAGAUAUUAUCGGUGGGUCACUAACAACGAGAGACUGACCGAAUUGGAUCCUCUCAUCACGCAGGUAUUCCCACAUUUGCUUAAUGUCGGUAAUGCUAUCUUGACCUCGGAAAUCACCGAGCUCACUGCCGAGAUGUUGAAACUCAUCUUGAAAUCCUACAAGUUCGUCACAUACUACGACUUGCCGACAGUUUUGCAGACCCAGGAGGCAUUGGUGGCAUGGGGCCAGUUCCACUGUAACGUUACUAAGAUGGUUCCCCCAGCAUAUGUGGUUGCAGACUCCAUGUUGGAGCUGGAUCGUACACAGACUCAAAUUGCGAAAUGUUACAAAUGGUCAGUGGCCAACAUCGAGCGUUUGUUCCGCAGAUACGCCCUGAGAGACCUAUCGGCCAAAUUCAAAUAUGAUACCUUCCGCUCGGUGUUUGUGAGCGAGUUUGUUCCCCAUUUAAUGUCCGUGUACUUGUCUCUUAUCGAGAAUUGGUGCAGUGGAACCAGGUGGCUUGGAUCAACCACUCUUUACCACUUGUUGGAGUUCUUGAGCCACUGUGUCACACAGAAGGAAACAUGGGCCAUUUUCCAGCCUUACGCCGAGAACAUCGUCUCCCAUUUGAUCUAUCCUCUCAUGAUUCCUUCGGAAGAGUCUUUGGAGCUCUUCGACAUCGACCCAGCAGACUACAUUAAUCUGAAAAUGGAUAACUUCGACGAGCUGGAGCCUGACAUUGCAGCAUUAGGCUUAUUAGUCACGCUAGCUUCCAAACGGAAAAAGACAACCUUGGAACCUAUAGUCACAUUUGCAUACGCCCAAUUGUCUUCAUUGCUGCAGGUUCCAGAAGACUUGGAGGUUGCUCGUAAGAGAGAUGGUGCCAUGCGUUUGAUCGGUGGAGUCUCUCACCUUUUGAUCUCUGAGAAGUCGCCUUACUACUCUCAAAUGGAGAAGUUUCUCAGCGAGUUGGUAUUACCCAACUUUACAUCUCAGCAUGAAUUUUUGGUUGCUAGAACCUUAGAUGUGUGCUCCAAAUUCUCAGAUUUGUCUUUUGAAAACCAGGACACCUUGUCGACGCUAUACCAGGGCAUUCUCCUGCCUUUCACAUCCGAUUCAUCGUCGUGUUUGCCGAUUUUGCUUCAAGGCGCCCUCGCCAUCCAAGCAUACAUGCACCAUAGUCAGUUCAAGCAAGUAUUGUCCAACAUCAUUGUACCUACCAUGUCCAAACUUCUCCUGCUUUCGGGUGAAAUUGAUAACGAUGCUGUCUCGAUCGUUAUGCAAGAAUGCGUGGAGAAUUUUUCUGAGCAGUUGCAACCAUUUGGUGUAGAGUUGAUGAAAAACUUGGUGGAGCAGUUUAUGAAACUCGCACAAGGUCUCACAGAAGCCGCCAAUGUGGAAAUUGACGACUUUGAUGGCGAUUUUGUCGAUAACGGUGACAAGGUCAUGGCGGCCCUGGGACUAUUAAACACUAUGAUCACUGUAUUACUUUCGUUCGAAAAUUCAAGAGACGUGUGCAUCAAGUUGGAGGAGACCUUCUCUCCAGCCAUUGAAAUUGUGUUGCAAAAUGACUUGGACGAUCUUUUGACAGACGUCGCUGAGUUAAUUGAAAACUCCAUUUUCUUGUUGAGAUCGGUCACGCCGUUGAUGUGGAGCCACUUCACUAAACUCUCAGACUCAUUUUCCAAUGGUAUCGCCUUGAUGUACACCGAGGAACUCUCGCAAUGCUUACGUAACUACAUGGUGUUUGGUACCGAGGAUUUGGCUUCGACACCCGAGUUAAAUAUCCGCUUCAUGAAGAUCAUCUCUCUCGUGAUUGAGGGUGAGGACGGUAGCGUCGACUACAACGACAUCGUACUUGCAUGUGAGCUCGCACAGACAUUAAUUCUCUCGUUGCAGCAGAAUGCUCCUCCGUAUAUCGCUGAGCUUUCUAAAACGAUCUUGCCAGUUUUAGCUUCCAAUCAGGUGGAUGCUCAGCAUGUCAGAAAUAAUUCCUUGACAGUAGCCCUGGUCAAUUAUGUUGGAUCGUGCUUAAUUUACGACUGUCCCAACACCGUCAGAUUGUUGGAAGAAAACAAUCACUUGGACUCGUUCAUUGCUCAAUGGUAUGCUCUCAUUCCGCAAUUGGAGAGGGUCUAUGACAUCAAGUUGUCUAUUUUGACCCUCAUCAGCUUUUUGAGCCACGGAGACAUUCUAGAAAAAUUGCCUACUUUGGCAAGUGGAAUUGGCUCCAAAUUGUCAAAGUUGUUCCAUCAAUUACCUAAGGCUAUCCGUAAAUUCGAGAAACAGCGUAUCGAAUUCAAUGAAGCUGACUACCUGAACUUCGAAUUACCCAAUUCAGCAUUGACGGAAGACUACGACGACGACGACGACGAUGACGACCACAGUGCACCUGACACCGCCAAUUAUCAAAACUUCCUCGAGAAAGAAGAUACCAGAUUGUCCAGUUUUGGUUUCUCAGAAGAAACCGAGCCUGUGUUUGAGGAUCCGUUGGCUAGUACUCCAUUGGACUCUGUGGAUCCGUUCAAUAUUUUCAAGGACUUCAGCACGUCGUUGAGGACGAGCAACCCUGCCAUUUACAGCCUUGUCUUUGAUCAUCUCAAUGAGACUGAAAGACAGGUAUUUGUUGACGUUUUCGAAACUUCUUGA
Messenger RNA from Sungouiella intermedia, 3081 nucleotides. Lineage: Eukaryota; Fungi; Ascomycota; Pichiomycetes; Serinales; Metschnikowiaceae. The record is from the annotation of a GenBank genome assembly.